AUGGAAGCUGUUCAGUGGACUGCUUUGUGGAAUACAUGCAAAGAUGAGUUUCAAAACGAAAAGAAUAUGGUAUGUGGUUCUUUAGGCGACAAAGCUGCUGAGGAUCUUCAGGAGAGAAUAAUUGAGCAUAAUAUUCGGGUUGUCUCAAAGUACUAUGUACGGAUCACAGUAAAACGACUUGCAGUGCUGCUGUGUCUUACUGUUGAGGUGACUCAGCAGUCAGCAGUGUUUGAGGCUCCUGAACUCCAAUUCAGAAACUUGUCAGCUGUGAUAACAACUGCUUUUUCUCUUAAUAAGCCCAUAUAUUCAGACCUAAUAACAGAUAUAAAAUAAUUUAGUUUUUUAGUUUGAUGGAUUUCAUUAUUUUCAUGGGAGGAUAGAAAGAAUUCAAUUCCAUCCUGCCUUUUCAUUGAAAGACCAAAGUACCCUUACUAUACUUUAAAAGCUGAUAUAACAAGUCAAACCGGU
This is a messenger RNA of Lactuca virosa, 468 nucleotides long. The record is from the annotation of a GenBank genome assembly. Lineage: Eukaryota; Viridiplantae; Streptophyta; Magnoliopsida; Asterales; Asteraceae.